CCUGUCACCAGUACGUUAUGAAUGGCGUGUUUCCGGUUGUAGCGCCUCUGAUCGUAACUCACUCGAGACAAACUCUGCUAGAUCUAUAUUUCCAGUUAGCCACAGAUUCAUUACUCAUUGGCUGCCUCUCCGUCUAGUUCCUUGGGUCUGUACGUCGCCCCAGACUCCUAGAGAGAUUUCCCCGUCACUCUCUUCUCUCGUAUAGCUGUUUUGUUCAUCUCAUUUGACGGAAUUGCAUCGCAAGUAAACACAUUUGAGAGUUCAAGGAAUUGAUGAGAGGGAAACGAUGUUGAGAGAAUUAGCUGCGUUGACUGAUAGCGAGAAAUAGUAAUCCAAUCGUGCGGUUUUAUGUCUGACGAGACAUCCCCUACGAGGUCAUACUACGAUUUGGGUCUUGGGGUACCCUUAUGGGUGGUGAUAGUAUGGACAGCGGCUGGUAUCAUCGUUGUUGCCAUGGUUACACUGGUUAUCUACGUGUGCGUCAUCAGGAAGAAGGGCCACGGCCACGAUCGUGCUAUCGGUAUUGAAGAGAGACGCAACUCUGACGGCUUAUUCGAUAUUUAUCCUGUCGGCAUCAUCGACCAGCUCCACCCACAAGAAAUCAACGCUUAUGAGAACUUCUCACCCACCUUCACACGUGAUCUACGAAUCCCGCGGGCCGUCCCGAGGGUCAGAAUCUCCGAAUCGCCAGAAUUCGCGAGCUCCCCACCACAGGUAGUCCCACUGACUGUGUACGAGCCAAAAGACGAAAAUGGAAACGAGGCUAGUCUCAACCCCAGAGAUAUCUACCUCGAUUUGAGGAGCCUGGAAUAUGAGCUCCCAGCGUCCAUAUCGCGCGUGGCCGUAUCCCGUGAAGCGUCAUUCCGACAGGCGGCGAAUAUCAGCGACGAAAACAGGGCGGAGCAGAUGUACCGCGAGAAAAUGGUGGUGAAUGAACUCAGACAAAAGCUGAGGAAUAGCAGGCGAAUCACGGAAGAAGACUUUUGAUAUGUUUUUCGUGACAUAAACAUCAAUUUGGUACAUGAGGCCAGGCGAGCAGCGACGAUUUGCCUAUGGGUGCGCGCGCAUCAAGAUUUAUUUGCGUCUCAAGCUUGGCUAUUCUUCAAUUCACCGCUGACUGUCAGUGUCUGGAGGCCAAAGAGGAACUGAUGAACGAAAGAGUAAUAUGUGAUAGCUGUGUGACUGUUAUUAAACACAGAGGACUUUCUUCGCAUAGUUUUGUAUGAUUGAGUGGUACAGUAUUGCUAUGCUGUUUUCCAGUUGCAUAUAUUCCGUACUGAUGCAGAACCUGCCGACGUAUGACAUAAAACAACAACACUCUAUUUCUCUUUUGCUCUUAAGUGUUAUGCUGAAUAAGCAGUUUUUUCCUGAUUUAAGACAAGCAAAAAGGGGGGGUGCGCAUGGAGGGUUAUGACGCAUCUUUGUCACACUGUUACCGAGUUUAUUUAUAUCUUAUUUUAUAAAUUUAUCUGAUUAAAUGAAUAUCAUUUGAUCCGUUGUAAAGACCUCCAUACUUUUUAUUUAUAUCUUAUUUUAUAAAUUUAUUUGAAUGAAUGAAUAUAGUUUGAUCCGUUGUAAUAGGAAAGGCCUAAAUUAUUUUUUAUGUAUAUCUUAUUUUAUAAACUUAUCUGAAAAAAUGAAUAUAGUUUGAUCCGUUGUAGAAGGGAAGGCCUACAUACUUUUUAUUUUUAUUUUAUUUUAUAAAUUUAUCUAAAUAAAUUAAUAUCAUUUGAUCCGUUGUAAAGACCUUCAUACUUUUUAUUUAUAUCUUAUUUUAUAAAUUUAUCUGAAUAAAUGAAAAUAGUUUGAUCCUU
Molecule: messenger RNA, 1814 nt
Organism: Nematostella vectensis (starlet sea anemone)
Lineage: Eukaryota; Metazoa; Cnidaria; Anthozoa; Actiniaria; Edwardsiidae
Exons: 4
Coding region: 349-987 (212 amino acids)
Source: RefSeq, a predicted model, not a curated record